This is a messenger RNA of Aplysia californica (California sea hare), 812 nucleotides long. Its product is annotated as biogenesis of lysosome-related organelles complex 1 subunit 6. Gene Ontology annotation, biological process: intracellular transport. Gene Ontology annotation, cellular component: BLOC-1 complex; extrinsic component of membrane; transport vesicle. The record is from RefSeq and is a predicted model, not a curated record. NCBI's taxonomy places the organism in Eukaryota, Metazoa, Mollusca, Gastropoda, Aplysiida, Aplysiidae.
CCUCUUAAGCGGAAGUCACAAGGAAGUGGUUGAAUGAAAACAGAAGCAGCUGCCCCCCUAAUCGAACACUUGUCACUAAUCUUUAUUAGGAGUUAAAAGUUAUUUGGCUUGUGGUACUAUUGGCUAUACACGCGUGCAUUCUUGACCUCAUGAUGUGUUUCCUAAUCUGACAGGUUAAAUAGGCGCAGCAGAACUUGAAUGUUUAUCCAGAAAUAAGAAAGUGCUACUGUAACUUGUAACUUCCCGCAAUCAGCAUGGCGAAAUCAGGUGAAGAGGGGGACAACUCCAACGUGGAGCCGACAGAAGUGGAGACGUCUGAUGCCGAAGAGACGGAGAGUCCCGGCAACGCAAACGAAGGAGCAGAGCAGGGCGACGCCGCGGCUAACGAAGAAGCGGCGGGUGUAGCCAGAGCUGGCCUUGUGGGUGCUGAGGGGGGCGCUGCGGCUCAACCGGAAGAUGAAGAGACCGGCACUCUGUCCAUGAAGGAUUUGUACAACGCCGAACCUCUGCACAGCAACCUUUAUGCAAAUGCGGAAGUGAAUGUGGAUCCGAAAGUUGUGCAAAUGUUGACCGACGGAUUCGUCCAGCGUUUUGUGCCCUCUCUCGAGAACGCUCGCAAAACUAUCGAGCAGAUAAGGUCUAGCCAGACAGUGCUGGUAGAGACUGUGCAACAGGAGACCUCAAAGUUCACCGACUGUAAGGCAAAAGGAGACCUGGAAGUCACCAUGGACCAGGCCAAGCUCUACCACAACAAACUAGUCAGGCUGCGCAGGGAGAUGACGGCCCUGCACGAGAAGUCGGCCAGACUCAAG